AUGAACUGUUCAAAUCCUAGUCAUGUUGAAUCAAAUAUGCCAACAACAGGAAGAUUUGAAUGGAUUGAUGAUAAGAAUGAACUAAUUUUUAUUAAAUUUCCAAAUCAAAAGUCACAAAAAUUCAUUCAUUCACGAAAGAAUCCACAUAAGAAAAUCCUAAUGAAGAGUCAAAGUGAAAUUCAAAUGAUUACUAUACAAGAUGUAAAAUCUAUUGCAUUAACGAAACUACGAUCCUCAGGAAAGCAUUUCCAUUAUUCACAACACUUUGCUCAAAUGAUUAGAUCACCAGAAUGUGAUAAACUACUGACAACUUUGGCAAAAUACUUAGACUGUUAUUUCAAGAUACUGAAGUUUAAAGAAAAAUUCUCUAGCGAGAAGUUGUUACCCAAUAGAAAUCAAUUAGAAGAACAAGAAGAAUUAAACAUUCAGAUUGAAACAUUGAAAUAUAAAUUUUCGCUUGCAUAUGCAAAAUUUUUACUAUAUGAACGAAAUGAAAUGCACACAAUUAAUCCAAGACCAAUCGAUCCAGUGAUAUAUGCAAAAAUGGAUCAAAACUUAUAUGAGACAUUUUUCUGGUUUUUUGUUUUCUGUAUGUGGAUAACAUUUCGACGUGCAAGAUUUAAAGAGAUCUGUACUCAAAUUGGAUGGUUUACAAGAUCAGAAAUGUUCAACUCAUUAGGACGACAAGGAGCCUCAUUUUUUGGGCAAAAAGAAGCCAAUAAUAAAAAUACCAGUAAAAUAUACCAAACACAUUUACCUCGUGCAUCAAUGCUCAAUAAAUGUUCACCUGCUUUGCGGCUUUUAUUACCUGAUAUAGAACAGAAUAUUUUAAAGAUCCACCUUAAUAGGGAUAUCAAAAAACCAAGAGAGACACAAAAAGUAAUUGAAAUCUGCUCAGUUGAUGGAGAUGAAAGGAUAGGUAUUUUGGGAGAUUAUCGACAUCUAUAUGACGAUCAACUUAUAUUGAACAAACAGAUUAUUGAAAGCGAUCAGAUAAAGAGUGACGAUCAAAAUGAGAACAAUGAUGAAAUCGAACAAGAAGAAACUGAUGGACACAGUGAAUAA
Messenger RNA from Heterobilharzia americana, 1065 nucleotides. NCBI's taxonomy places the organism in Eukaryota, Metazoa, Platyhelminthes, Trematoda, Strigeidida, Schistosomatidae. The record is from the annotation of a GenBank genome assembly.